AUGCAGUGCACCUGCAAGGCUUUGACCAUGUCUGCCAUCGGAUGGAACUGCAUUCGAAGUAAUAAUACAUGUCAGCUAUUCUACAACUAUUUCACAGGUGAUACUGGAUUAACAAGUCUCACGAAUAUAACUUUCAAGUUUCAACAAUUUCCAAAUCGAUCACUCUCGACCACAAAAACAGUUGCAAUGGUUACAUCAAACGAUCAGAUGACAACAUUGGGAGAAACAACUCAAGCGCCAAGUUCCCUAUUGUGUAAUAUCACUACUGCUUCCUUACCAUCGAAUAAUUGGACGCUAUUUACAACUACUUAUCGAGGUACACAUGCAGGCAAUACAUCACUUAUAUUUUAUUUCGUAGCAAGUCCAUCCUACAACUGGUAUUUCGAUGAUGCAUCGGUUAAGGAUUCAGUAGGGAAUGAAAAAUUCAUCAAUGGAAAUUUCGACAAUUCGACAACAUUAGUCGGUUGGACAGACGGAUACAAUGGAGUAUGCUCAUAUAACUACGGACUGACUACGAGUAAUUAUUACUCAGCAAAUACGUCGUAUUACGAUUCUUGUACAUUGGGAGUAAUCUGGAUUUCUCAGAAUUUCAUUGGUUCUGUAGGAGAACUGUAUAAUAUUAGUUUUCGACUUUAUCUGAAUAAGGUUUCUUCACCAUCAUCAUUUGAUAUUGCUCAAAUGAAUCUUUCUAUUGUAUAG
Messenger RNA from Adineta ricciae, 699 nucleotides. The record is from the annotation of a GenBank genome assembly. Lineage: Eukaryota; Metazoa; Rotifera; Eurotatoria; Adinetida; Adinetidae.